UCCGAGCGCGGCGGGCGGGGCUCCGGGCGCGGGCCUGACGCCAUCAUGGCGGCGCGGCAGCUGCUGAGGGCGGCUCCGGGGCGGCGCGGCUACAGCGGCGCGGGCGCCGCCGAGUUCCUGCACCGCAGCAUCGUGCCCACCAUGCACUACCAGAAGAGCCUGCCCAGACUGCCAGUUCCCAAGCUAGAAGAUACAAUUACGAGAUACCUGAAUGCCCAGAAACCACUUUUAAAUGAUGACCAGUUCAGGAAAACUGAAGAACUUGCUCAUGCCUUUGAAAAGGGGAUUGGAAGAGAGCUGCAUGAGGAACUGGUUGCUCAAGACAAUCAGAACAAGCACACAAGUUACAUCACAGGUCCCUGGUUUGACAUGUACCUCAAAGCACGUGAGCCUGUUCUUUUGAAUUUUAAUCCAUUUAUGUCUUUUAAUCCUGAUCCGAAAUCGGAAUACAACGAUCAGCUCAUACGGGCUACAAACAUGACUGUUUCUGCCAUACGUUUUAUGAAGACCUUCAGGGCUGGUUACCUUGAGCCAGAGGUUUUUCACCUCAAUCCAGAAAAAAGUGACACUGAGAUCUUUAAAAAAAUUAUCCGCUUUGUGCCUUCUUCAAUUUCUUGGUUUGGUGCCUACAUGGUCAAUGCUUACCCCCUAGAUAUGUCUCAGUACUUCAGGCUUUUCAAUUCUACACGGCUUCCUAAGCUCGACAAAGAUGAGCUUUAUACAGAUGAAAAAGCAAAACAUUUAUUAGUGUUGAGAAAUGGAAAUUUUUAUGUGUUUGAUGUUAUUGAUAGAGAUGGAAACAUGCUGAAACCCUCAGAAAUACACGCGCACUUGAAAUACAUCCUUAGUGACAACAGUCCGGCCCCGGCCUUCCCUCUUGGCUACCUCACCAGUGAAAACCGAGAUACAUGGGCAUUGCUGAGGAAGAAUCUACUGGACAAUGGCAAUGAAGAAGCUCUUCAAAAAGUAGACUCUGCUAUGUUUUGUUUAUGUUUAGAUGAUUUUCCCAUUAAAGACUUAGUGCACUUGUCCCACACUAUGUUGCAUGGAGAUGGUGCAAACCGCUGGUAUGACAAAUCCUUUAGUCUUAUCAUAACUAAGGAUGGCACUGCAGGGAUUAAUUUUGAACAUUCCUGGGGAGAUGGUGUGGCUGUGCUCAGGUUCCAGAAUGAGGUUUUUAAAGAUAGCACCACGACACCAGCCAUCAGCCCCCAGUCCCAGCCUGCUUCAGUUGACUCUUCCAGAGCAGUGCAGAAACUUGACUUUAAGCUGAACGAUGCCUUAAAAGCAGGGAUUACCAAAGCCAAACAGAAGUUUGAAGCCACUAUAGAAUCACUGUCUCUUAACAUGAUUCAGUUCCAAGAAGGGGGCAAGGAGCUGCUAAAACAGAAGAAGGUGAGCCCAGAUGCUGUGGCACAGCUGGCCUUCCAGAUGGCUUUCCUUCGCCAGUACGACCAGACUGUUGCCACGUACGAGUCCUGCAGCACUGCAGCUUUCAAGCACGGCCGCACAGAAACCAUACGGCCUGCCUCUGUCCACACAAAGAAAUGCUCUGAAGCCUUUGUCAAGGGACUCUCCAAACACAGCACUGAAGAGCUGCAGAACCUGAUAGUGGAGUGCUCCAAGUACCACGGCCGUUUGACGAAAGAGGCUGCUAUGGGCCAGGGCUUUGACCGGCACCUCUUCAGCCUGCGCUACCUGGCCUUAUCCAAGGGGCUGGCACUGCCGGAAUUCUAUCAAGACCAAGCCUACGCUCGCCUCAAUCACAACAUCAUUUCCACCAGCACCUUGGUGAGCCCGGCUGUGCAGUUAGGAGGGUUUGGCCCCGUGGUGUCUGAUGGCUUUGGAGUAGGGUAUCAGGUACAAGAUGACUGGAUAGGUUGUAAUGUUUCCUCUUACCCAGCUAGGAAUGGUAAAGAAUACCUUCAGUGUAUAUACAAGUCACUAGAAGAUAUCUUUAAUGUUUUAAAGGGCAAGAAAAUUGGGAGUUAGACAUUAAGACAUUGGAACGCUUUACAGUUGUAGAACAAAAUGCAGAUUAUGUCUGACAUACUAAUCAGUGUUCAACAUGGAUGAGAUUGCCCAGCCUAACUGGGUUCAUAUGUCAUCACUGAACUUGAAUACUGUUAAAUUCACUAGGAAAUUUCUAUCUAUUUCAAAGAAAUCAAUUACAGACCUUGAAUGCGUUUCAGGAAAUACAGACAUUAGCUACAUCAAAUUAAGUAAUAGAUCCAUGUGUUCUUAAAACACAUAAUCUAAAAUAGGCAUUUUUAUUGAGUUAAUGAACUUGGAACAUCUGUGUUCCGUGAAUGUUCGGACAGACUACAGUACUGUGAUACCACUCUUGAACUGUUUGGUUUUAAAAAAAUAUAUGCAAUAAUUUUAAACAUGGAAGAGUGGUUCCAUUUGCACUCUUGCAGUAAGCUUGCUUACUAACUUAUCUCUUUAAACUUGAAUUUAUAUCAGAACUGAUUGUGCCUCAACUGCUUGAAGCCUUUCCACUAUAACAGCUUUUAGAGACACAAAAAAUGAAGUGGGAGGCUUUAAGAAACCUGCAGUCACCAACUAGGUUGUUAAACUGACUGGAAACAACUGAAUUUUAAUAAAGCUGCCUAUUAAUAA
Molecule: messenger RNA, 2622 nt
Organism: Onychostruthus taczanowskii (white-rumped snowfinch)
Lineage: Eukaryota; Metazoa; Chordata; Aves; Passeriformes; Passeridae
Gene: CPT2
Product: carnitine palmitoyltransferase 2
Exons: 5
Coding region: 46-1992 (648 amino acids)
Biological process (GO): fatty acid beta-oxidation
Cellular component (GO): mitochondrion
Molecular function (GO): carnitine O-palmitoyltransferase activity
Source: RefSeq, a predicted model, not a curated record